Telopea speciosissima is the source of this 474-nucleotide messenger RNA. Its product is annotated as subtilisin-like protease SBT3.11. NCBI's taxonomy places the organism in Eukaryota, Viridiplantae, Streptophyta, Magnoliopsida, Proteales, Proteaceae. The record is from RefSeq and is a predicted model, not a curated record. The transcript has 4 exons. The coding region runs from base 37 to 393 and encodes 118 amino acids.
AGCCCCUUCACCUUGUGUUUGCCAAUAGUACUCACCAUGCUUCAUAAGCUUCUGCUUCUCUUGUUCACUUCAUGGCUGAUACAACUCACUCCAGUAACCUUUUCUGAGUUAACAGAUUCAACUCCAAUGGAGCAAAUCGUGUACAUGGAGAGAACACCUGGUUCACAGCAGAUGAUUGAACUGGAGCACAUUCAUACUCUGGCUUCAGUGCUUGGGAGUGAAGAGAAAGCAAAGAAAGCUAUCAUUUAUUGUUACAAGAAUACCAUCACUGGAUUCUCUGCCAUUCUAACCAAAGCUCAAGUGGAGGAACUCUCAAAGCAACCUGGAGUGCUCAGAAUCCUUCCUGCUCCCAUGUAUCCUCUCCCAAAAGAAGUGAACAAUUCAACUCCAUGAAUCUGUAUAACUCUAUUUUGUAAUCACUCAAAUGAAAAGUACUAUUUCUUAAUGUUACUUUCGUUGUUCAGCUUCAGCUGA